AUGGCAUAUACUGAGCACACUGCUCGUAAGUCAACUGGAGGUAAGGCACCAAGGAAGCAACUAGCUACCAAGACUACAUGUAAGUGUGCACCAACUACUGGUGGAGUUAAUAAGCCACAUCGAUACCAUCCUGGAACUGUUGCUCUUCGUGGAAUGUGUAAGUGCCAUAAGAGUACUGAAUUGAUGUUCAUGAAACUUCCAUUCCAGAGACCUCUUCGUGAAAUUGCCCAGGAGUUCAAUACUGAUUUACGGUUCCGGAGUCAUGCUGUGUUGGCAUUGCAAGAAGCAUCUGAAGCCUAA
This is a messenger RNA of Papaver somniferum (opium poppy), 300 nucleotides long. Its product is annotated as histone H3.3-like. The record is from RefSeq and is a predicted model, not a curated record. The coding region runs from base 1 to 300 and encodes 99 amino acids. Lineage: Eukaryota; Viridiplantae; Streptophyta; Magnoliopsida; Ranunculales; Papaveraceae. The transcript is spliced from 3 exons. Gene Ontology annotation, molecular function: structural constituent of chromatin; DNA binding; protein heterodimerization activity. Gene Ontology annotation, cellular component: nucleosome.